AGCAUCCAAGAUGGGUAUCGACAUCAAGAGGCACCACGUCAAAAAGGGCCAGCGUUCUGCCCCCAAGAGCGAGGACCCAUAUCUACUUCUCCUCGUGAAGCUUUACCGAUUCCUCGCCCGCCGCACCGACUCCAAAUUCAACAAGGUCGUCCUCCGCCGCCUUUUCCUGUCCAAGAACAACCGCCCACCCCUCUCCCUCUCCCGUAUCGUCAAGGAAACCACCAACACCCCCGAUCGUGACUCAAAAGUCAUCGUUCAGGUUGGAACUGUGACUGAUGACUCUCGGCUGACGGAGGUUCCCAAACUCUCGGUUGCUGCUCUCCGAUUCACCCGUGCGGCCAAGGAGCGCAUCAUCAACGCCGGUGGUGAGGCAAUCACCCUCGACCAGCUCGCCUUGAGAGCACCUACUGGUUCCAACACCGUCUUGCUCCGAGGAGUCAAGACUGCCCGGGAAGUCUACAAGCACUUCGGCAUGGGCCCCCACAAGAACAAGAAGCCCUACACCAUCUCCAAGGGCCGCAAGUUCGAGCGUGCUCGUGGUCGCCGAAAGUCUCGUGGUUUCAAGGUGUAAUUUUUGUCGUACACGAACCGAAUGCAAAACGGCGUCCAUCGCGUUAUCCCAUCGUUGGUGCUUUGUUUCGGCUGUGGCGGAAUGCCAUGCGGGAUGCUAUGUCUAUGCCACGACCCCCUCUACAUCACUCUUUCUGUAUGCACAUACGAAUCGAUAUGCAAGCUUGCCCGAGACUGGGUGCCCA
Molecule: messenger RNA, 755 nt
Organism: Coprinopsis cinerea okayama7#130
Lineage: Eukaryota; Fungi; Basidiomycota; Agaricomycetes; Agaricales; Psathyrellaceae
Product: 60S ribosomal protein L18
Exons: 6
Coding region: 11-571 (186 amino acids)
Biological process (GO): translation
Cellular component (GO): ribosome; cytosolic large ribosomal subunit
Molecular function (GO): RNA binding; structural constituent of ribosome
Source: RefSeq, a predicted model, not a curated record